UCAAAAUCAAAAGAAAAUAUGGGAAAGGAUAUUGAGGUUGGAAGCUCCAAAGACUACCAAGAUCCACCACCCGCACCACUUGUUGACUCGGAUGAGCUAACCAAAUGGUCAUUCUAUAGAGCCGUAAUUGCGGAAUUCGUUGCCACUCUUCUCUUCCUCUACAUAACUGUCCUCACCGUCAUUGGCUACAAGAGCCAAUCCAGCACCGAUCAGUGCGGUGGCGUAGGCAUUCUCGGCAUUGCGUGGGCCUUUGGUGGCAUGAUUUUCGUCCUCGUCUAUUGCACCGCCGGAAUCUCCGGAGGUCACAUAAACCCAGCAGUGACAUUCGGUCUAUUCUUGGCUCGUAAAGUGUCCUUAGUAAGGGCUAUAUUUUACAUAGUAGCUCAAUGUUUAGGAGCCAUUUGUGGCUGUGGACUCGUCAAAGCAUUUCAAAAAUCUUUCUAUAUCCAAUACGGCGGCGGCGCUAACGAACUUGCCGACGGUUACAGUACCGGCACAGGUCUAGGAGCCGAAAUCAUCGGAACUUUCGUCCUCGUUUACACUGUCUUCUCCGCCACCGACCCCAAGAGAAACGCCCGUGAUUCCCACAUCCCAGUUCUAGCACCACUUCCGAUCGGAUUCGCCGUGUUUAUGGUUCACUUAGCCACGAUUCCGAUUACCGGAACCGGAAUCAACCCGGCUAGGAGUUUUGGUGCGGCAGUUAUUUAUGGCAAAGAUAAGGCUUGGGAUGAUCAGUGGAUCUUUUGGGUUGGACCAUUUAUUGGGGCGGCUAUAGCUGCUUUGUACCAUCAGUAUGUUUUAAGGGCAGCAGCUGUGAAAUCUUUGGGAUCAUUUAAAAGCUCUGGUUCUUAUUAAUUGUAUAUAUGGUAGAUGAUGAGUGAAUUCAUAUAGCUUGAAGAUUUCAAAAAAUGAAUAAUUGUAUUUGUAUUUAGAGUGAAAGAAAGAUUACCCAGAAAGAAGAAAGGGUUUUGGUGUCCUUGUAAGAACUUAAGAUGGGUGCCUGUGUUUUUUGAAUUAUUGUACCCAAAAAAGAAUCAAGAAUGGUUCUUUUCUAUCAUAUGUUUGCUUUAGAUCUUCUGUUUAUUUCUUGUAAUGAAUUUGUGUUUGGGGGGUGAAGAAGAACUUAAGAUGGGUGUUUGUGUUUUUUCAAUUUUAUUGAACCCAAAAAUCAAUCAAGAAUGCUUCUUUUCAAUCA
Messenger RNA from Impatiens glandulifera, 1195 nucleotides. Its product is annotated as aquaporin PIP2-1-like. NCBI's taxonomy places the organism in Eukaryota, Viridiplantae, Streptophyta, Magnoliopsida, Ericales, Balsaminaceae. The record is from RefSeq and is a predicted model, not a curated record. The transcript has 4 exons. Gene Ontology annotation, molecular function: water channel activity. Bases 19 to 855 code for a protein of 278 amino acids. Gene Ontology annotation, cellular component: plasma membrane. Gene Ontology annotation, biological process: transmembrane transport.